Messenger RNA from Cucurbitaria berberidis CBS 394.84, 1270 nucleotides. RefSeq lists its product as uncharacterized. The transcript has 3 exons. The record is from RefSeq and is a predicted model, not a curated record. Lineage: Eukaryota; Fungi; Ascomycota; Dothideomycetes; Pleosporales; Cucurbitariaceae. The coding region runs from base 156 to 1157 and encodes 333 amino acids.
AGACAGUCUAACAAAUGCUGCUGCCUGAUAUCGGCCUGCACUUGACUCGCUCUCGUUUAAUCACUUCGCUAAUCACAGGGUCAUUAACCACAAUUACGAGUCUCUGACUAUCACGGUCGAUCAUCUUCGUCCUCUACCACUAGGAUUCAUUCGUUAUGGCCACCAACGCCUGUCUGUUCUCGCGCUUGAGGCCUGGAAAGCUUUCCACCAAGAAGGUCCAUGGCUUCCUCGCGUUGCCCGGAGAGGUCAGAAACAUAACCUAUAAGUACUACUUUCGAUCAGACGUCCGCUGCGAAUUUGCCGCCAAAGGGUGUCACUUCACGCAAUUUAAGAGACGUUUGGUGAAGUUGCGGUCGAACUUGGUGCACAUGAACGAUCACAGCACGAAGCAGGAGAAAGAGCGUCCCAUCACUAUCCGUGUCUCGAGGAAAUUGGGAAAAUACAACAUCGUCCGAGGUCUCCAAACUAACUGGCUUGCCUCAGUUUACGCCCUCAACCUCGUUUGCAAACUGAUACACGUGGAGACCUUAGCCUUCCUCUACAGUAACACCGUCUUUGUCUUUGAAUCUCCUAGGCGUAUCACCAAUUUCCUGGAAAUCGUCUCAAAACCAAAUCUGGAGAACAUCACCAAGUUGCAGCUGCAUUAUGCAACUUAUGGAGCUCCAAAUCACCUCGACGACACCAUAUGGCAAGACAAACACACCAAGACUUGGACGCGAGCGUGCAAUACUGCCUCAAAGAAGCUUUCCUGCUUGCGGGAACUAGAGAUCUGGAUCAAGGUUAAUCACAGCCCUCUUCGCUUCAACCUCCGUGAGAACUGGGUCAAGCCUUUACUUCAAUUCCGCCGAUUAACGUGCACAUCAAAGUUGGGCGAUGGUAGCACAACUUCCGAUCCGCCCACCGCCCACCAGAAGAAACUUGAGAUCGUCAACGUCCACAUUCGAACGCGCUGGUCUGAGAACCCCUUGGCUGCUUUUGAUUAUAACAAGGAGCUGGCUAGGGCAAGUUCAGACCUGCAUGUAGUAUUCGGUCGGGCUGUAAGCCUCGCCAUACUCGGCGCCAAAGAGGACCACGCGAUGGCCGACUUUAACACUGCAUGGCGAGAAACGCACCAAGCCUGGCAGUAUCACCUUGGCUAUGGAAAGAUCGAUUGGUGAGCAGCUCGGGGGACGUGAGAUGCAGGGAAGGAUAUCGAGAGCGGUUUCUACAUAUGAGUAAAUUAGGGCGGCAAAGGAAUCUGAUAACCGACGUGGAUACUGAGAAGACCUGC